UGCAACAGUCAAAUGACUUUCGCUAGUUCGUAACGCGUUUGGUAAUAAUAGUAAAACGAAGACAAGAAAGAAGACGCGGAUAAGUCUUCUCCGAAAGAAAACACACAAAAAUGGAGGCGCCUAACAUCAACAGAGAUGCUGUACUAAAAUCCUUGUUACUAAACGAGACAAACCCAGACGGCCAGCCUCGUAAAAGGCGAAGAUUAGAUAAUUUAACCGUCGAGGAAAGAGCGCUACGAAGAAAAUUAAAAAAUCGUGUUGCAGCUCAAACAGCAAGAGAUAGAAAAAAGGCAAGAAUGCAAGAUCUUGAAGAGGCCGUCGAGAGUCUGGAAAGAGAGAACAAACGUCUCCGAGAGGAAAACAAGAGAUUAAACAAAAGCACAGAAUCCCUAGCAAUCGAGAACUCUGAAUUAAGAGUUCGCUUGGGUCUUACUCCACCCGUCUCCCCUGUGUCAAGUCUAUCGUCCUCCACGCCACCAAGCCCUGCCUCGGAAAGGAGUGACUCUGCCCCAGAGGGCUGGGCCGUGAUCAAGACGGAAGCAGAAUCUAAAGAGUCAGCAGCACUCAUCGCUUCUCAGCAGCAGAAGAAUCUGAUUCUGUUUCUUUCAGUGAUCACGACCUGGCUUCAAAUGAACUGCAGCCUGAGUUGUUUGUUGGUGUGUUUAAAGAUGUUGAGUCCAGUGACGAUGAAUUCCUUCAACCAAAGCAGGAAAACAAGUCUGCCUGUUGCAGAGUUGUCAAGGGCCGACCAAUCGAAGUCAAGCCUUUCCGAGACCAAGAAGUUGAGUCGUUCUCUCCCGGACUCCAUGACUUGGUGGGGCAAGCACCAGAACACAUGGAAUCCCUUGAUGAGAUCCUGAACUGCAAGGAUAUCUCAAUAGAGCUUGAACAGCUUGACGUAGAACCUGACACAUUGGGAGACACAGGAAUGCAAGCAUGGGAGGAGUCCUUUACUGAUCUCUUCCCCUCACUUCUUGCUGUUUAAUCUCAGUGAAUUCGAAAUUCAAUCUUAAUCUCUCAGAGGAUUAUCGUAGCUUUGUAAGGCAACAUGCAAAUAAUACCUAAAUUAUAUUUUCAAGCUGUGUUUAGUCUUACUAGCUAGCUUACAUUUUGAGCCAUUUUGAUGGUUACAACCAAGUCAAUCAUUGACAAGUGCUGAUGAAGCACCCAGCCUCAAAAGGCAUGCUGCCAAAUUUGCCUGUUGAACAUUCAGCCUUUGAUAUGCAAGCUAGUCUAGGUCUUGUAAAAAACAUUAUUUUAAGAAAGUUCACUACUUGCAUUUUGAACUCUUACACAUCCAUUAUGGAGUUAGGCUGUUUGGACCAUGUUGCUUUGUCCCACAAAGUAACAAUGUCGGCAAAAAAAAAACACCCAUGACAGUGCCAUCAUGCACAGGUCAUGUGUAUGCAGAGGAUCAUUUCAUUCAAGCAAGCAUAUCAAUUCAUUCAAUGAAAAAAUGUAUUUCUAUAUAUAUAAGUAUAUAUCGACAAAAAAAUAAUUUUAAUCUUAUAAUAUAAAAUAAAUCAAACAAUUAAAAAAACACCUUCACAAUUGAAUUCACUGGGUAUUAAACAGCAAUAAGUUUUGAUUAAUAAGGUUCAUUGUUUGCAAUGUAUAUAUAUUGGCAAGCACCUUGAGUAUCAUAGGGUUGUAGUUCAUGUCGUGAUCAGUGAGGGACACCUGUAUGGGGUUGGUGAUUCUGUGUAGUAAUAAUGCAUGAUUAUUGUACUUGCAUACAAAUAAAUGUGUUCAGGUUCAAA
Nematostella vectensis (starlet sea anemone) is the source of this 1760-nucleotide messenger RNA. Its product is annotated as X-box-binding protein 1. Gene Ontology annotation, cellular component: nucleus. NCBI's taxonomy places the organism in Eukaryota, Metazoa, Cnidaria, Anthozoa, Actiniaria, Edwardsiidae. Gene Ontology annotation, molecular function: DNA-binding transcription factor activity, RNA polymerase II-specific; RNA polymerase II transcription regulatory region sequence-specific DNA binding. The transcript is spliced from 4 exons. The coding region runs from base 111 to 860 and encodes 249 amino acids. The record is from RefSeq and is a predicted model, not a curated record.